CGUUCACUGUGACAGAAGUUCUCAUCAUCAUACUGUUUUGUUUACAUCAUCCCAAGUUAUUAAAAUUACAAAUAAAUAAUGUGCUCUAAGCCGGAUGAAGACGUCACCCAAACGCUCCAUACGAUUUUUCACGAGGGGCUCGAUCUGUACAAUAAAGUGUCCAAUAGUAACGAGCCGACCAACAGUCCCCAGAUACAAAGGGACGUGCAAAAGGGGAUCGCCCUCCUGGAACAGGCCACUCGUCUGGUGUCACUCGCGGAUAUUUUCAGUAAAAACGAGGAACUGGACGAACUGGCCACUAAUGACAUCCAGUACCUCCUGCUCCCCGCUCUGCUCGGUUUUCUCACUGCGAAAUUGACCUCCAGGGAACGCAAGGAGGUGGUCGAAAUAGCAGAAGUUUAUUUCAAAGAUUUCUUGCAAAGAACCAACGGCUACAAGCUGAGCAAUUAUCACUUUAAUAAACCAGAAGAAACAGUUGAUAACUCGAAAAAAACCGACUUUGAAUUGCUCUCUAUGGCCGUAAACACGCGAGCCAACAAAAUUCAAAAGUACCGGGAGCACAAGGAACUCAAAGAGCAUCUGAACAAUUUAAAGACCAACGUGGAAAACGAACAUGCAGACGAGGACAUCAAGAGGAAAUAUUUCCUCACCAUGCUGCGGGUGUUCAUCCAUGAUGUGGUGGAUGAGUUGGAGAGCAUCAACAUGGAAAAACCGAUUUUGGAGCACAUGGCCGCAGUGAAAAGGGAGGAUGCACCCAAGCCCAAAAGACCACCCCCGCCCCCCCUGAAACCGAUAAUCAUCACAAAAGAUGCUGCACAAAAGGCAGUUUAUGGGGCUGGAUACCCCUCGUUACCCACCAUGACUGUGGAUGAGUUUUAUGAAAAGAGGGUGGCAGAAGGGGCUUUUCCGGAUCCCAAUAAACCCAGGGAGGCAAAAGGGGGAGCCAUGAGUCUUCAGGAAGCCUCAUUGGCAGGUAUUUCAUUGAAUGACCAACAGGAUCAGGAAGAAGAAGAGACUGAAAAUAAAGAAGAGAGAGAUGAUGAGGAACUAAUUGCAAGGAUGAGAGCUCGGGAUGAAUAUAGAGAUGAACACAGGAGGGGAUGGGGCAACAGGAUGAACAGGAGUUGAAUCAAUUCAUCUCAUAAUUUAUUUAUUAUUCAUUGUCCAAUGCUUAUGGUAAUAAAGUUGGUAAAAACCUUG
Molecule: messenger RNA, 1200 nt
Organism: Anthonomus grandis grandis
Lineage: Eukaryota; Metazoa; Arthropoda; Insecta; Coleoptera; Curculionidae
Gene: Tap42
Product: immunoglobulin-binding protein 1
Exons: 1
Coding region: 79-1128 (349 amino acids)
Biological process (GO): regulation of signal transduction; regulation of dephosphorylation
Cellular component (GO): cytosol
Molecular function (GO): protein phosphatase 2A binding
Source: RefSeq, a predicted model, not a curated record